AGCAGCCAUGUCAAGUGAAAAAAAAGCUAUGUAAACUAAUUGCAGUGAAGAAGGGGCCGUUAUUUCGAGAUAUGCAGUGUUAAAGUCAGCGGGUUUUUUUUAUAAAUGACAGUCGGCUUUGUACCUAAUUUAGGCGCUGUUGAAGGUGGUCAGCAUUAUGUUUCUUUUAUGCGGAUAAUAACAUUACUGGGACAGAACGGAAUAAUCAAACUGAACCUGCUUCGCGUUUUAUAUGUGAGCCAGUAGUUCGUGCUGGAGAAAACGAGCCAAUGAUGUCAGGAAAGCAUUACAAGGGUCAAGAAGUCAGCUGCUGCAUUAAAUAUUUCAUAUUUGGAUUUAACAUAAUAUUUUGGUUGCUUGGAGUGGCUUUCCUUGGAAUCGGACUGUGGGCAUGGAGUGAGAAGGGAGUUCUCUCAAAUAUCUCCUCCAUCACAGAUCUGGGUGGAUUUGACCCAGUGUGGUUGUUUUUGGUGGUGGGAGGGGUGAUGUUCAUCCUGGGUUUUGCAGGCUGUAUCGGGGCCCUGAGGGAAAACACCUUACUGCUAAAAUUUUUUUCUGUGUUUCUGGGGAUAAUCUUCUUUCUGGAGCUGACUGCUGGUGUCCUGGCCUUUGUCUUUAAAGACUGGAUUAAAGAUCAGCUCAACUUUUUCAUCAACAACAACAUACGAGCCUACAGAGAUGACAUUGAUUUGCAGAACCUCAUCGACUUCACUCAGGAAUAUUGGGAAUGUUGUGGGGCGUUUGGAGCAGAUGACUGGAACCUUAACAUCUACUUCAAUUGCACAGACAGCAACCCCAGCCGAGAAAAAUGUGGCGUGCCCUUCUCUUGUUGCACCAAAGACCCAGCGGAGGAUGUUAUCAACACACAGUGUGGGUAUGAUGUUCGGGCAAAAACAGAUGCAGAACAGAAGGCAUACAUUCAUGUCAAAGGCUGUGUGCCGCAGUUUGAGAAAUGGCUACAGGACAACCUGACAAUAGUGGCUGGGAUCUUCAUAGGAGUCGCUCUGCUGCAGAUAUUUGGAAUAUGCCUUGCACAGAAUUUAGUCAGCGAUAUUGAAGCUGUGAGAGCCAGCUGGGUGCCGCCCCCCUCUUACGUCGUCCGCCGCCCCCCGUCCCACUCCAGCAAGAAAGCCUCGGCGUACUCCUGAGGGAGGCGCACAUGUGCGCGUUCGUCUGUUUGUUCACAUGAAGUGGCAGCUAGUCGUUCAGACACUCACAGGCCUACGCCAGCUUGAUGAAGGUAGCGGAUGAACACAAGAUGCCAAGUGCACUGGGUCGUGUGUGUGUGUUUGUGUGCACCAUAACCUUUUACCAUCUCUAAAUAGUGCUGUUUUUUCUAGAGUUUUAUGUGUAAAACGCGUGUAAUACAUGUGAGAAAAAGUGUGUGGUUGCGUUGACAGACAAUUUUCCGCCAUUUGCCGAAUUUUAAAAUCAUUACAAAAAGCAUAAUUCAAAAGAUAACACUGUCAGAAAACUGGCCAGGGAGUCACCAAUGUCCAGUGCGCUUCCUAAAAAAUUCCCACAAUGCACCGUAAAACCGGUGAGCACUGCUGCUCAUGUUCCCUUAUGCCACAUAAACAAAUUAGUUUAUUUUUGCAUAAUGACUUUAUAUUGAGUUACACUUUAAGCUACACUUUAAUGCAUAUGCAUGUUUUCCAUACAAAGUAAAGAAUUAACGUGAUUGGUUACUUCAGUUAUCAGUUAUGCAAUAAUGCGACACAUUUUCUUCUGCUUACAGAACUAAUAAAGGGAACCUACCUGUUUCACCAGACUUACUUCAAAAGAUUAAUAUACCGUGAUAAUGAUAAUGAUAACAGAAUGCCAUAUGUGUUAACUGGUUACUUCUUAAGGCACCUUAAGUUUACUUGAUUAUCCAUACAUCUUUUUUUUUUUAAAGAAAAAUCAUGUUAAAAUGUAAGUAUCAAAUAUGAUCCAUCAGGCUUUUGAGGAAGGUUUAUUUGUUUAUCUCUCACUGCAUUGCACUGCAUUAUAUGUUUGAAAACUACAGAGCUUUGAUCAUAAAGUAUUUAAAGGGGUCAUGAAUUGAGAAAUCAACUUUUCCUUGAGCUUUUGAUAUAUAUAUAAGAGGUCAUCAUACUAUAAAAUAUCCUGUAAGUUUCAGAACUGAAAACUUCCUUGUUAGUCCAAUAAAAGCUUUUAUUGACACCAGGCCCAGCGAAUGAAUCGUCCCGGAAUGGGCCUGUCUAUGUCAUAGAUAGGUGAAACGCCGCCUCCACAGAAGAAAUCAACACCUAUGUCAUCAUUGCAACGUUAGCCCCGCCCACUGGCGUGUUAGUGAAAUGACAAGAGAAGAGUGAUAUAGGACUAAAAAUAACAUUACCUUUCAAAGGAUCCUAAUGUUAGGAAUAUUGUUACUUAUUUUCAACAAUUUGAAUGUCUCAGUUGAGCUUUAUUUAUUUUUAUUCAGUACAUUUCACCGUGGAUUCUGUUAUUGAAACGGUGAUUAAAUUAUAUAUAGAAAGUGAUCAAAGAACGCUCCCUUUACAAUCACUAGAGCUGUCAAUCAAACAGCACAAGUUUAUCAGUGACUGAGUUCUGGACACGCACCAAAGCUCAUGUUUUAUUCAACGAAUCUUAGUUACAUCGUGUUUACACUGUUAGUGAUGAUGAAAGCAUUCGUUAGUGUGUAGAAAUUGAGUUGCAUUGACGAGAUCACUACUUUCAGGCGCUCAACAACAUGUCUGUGAUCGGCUACAAUCUUCAUAACUGCAACCUUUCAUGCCACAAUCUAAAUAUAAUGCCAUAGAUUUAAAUGUAAUUCUUUUCACGAUUAGUUAACCUUGACAGCUGUAAUAGUAAAAACAUGCUAAAAGUUUUUGAGAGAGUAAUACUAAGCUAUUUCACAUGCAAAGAUGUUAGCCAAUCACAGAAGUGGGCGUUUACACUGAAGUCUCACAGCAGACACGCCCUUAAAAUCAGGGUAGGAAAAAUGCCUUUUAUUUCUAAAUUAUAACAAUUUUUGAUGUAAAAAGCAUAUUAACAUUAUAAGUGCACCCCAGGAAACAUUAUAAAACAAUAAAACAACGCAGUUCAUGACCCCUUUAAAUGUUAUCUUACUAAGACAUAUUAUUGGCAGAUAUAGAGUGGCAACUGAUAUUUACAGUAUAUGCAUUUUAUGCAAGUAGUCUUUUAUACUGUUAUAAAGAUCUCAUUGAUUUACAUUACAAGCUAUCAGCAUUUUUAUCUUUUUUGUCCAUAUAAAUAUCAGCAACUGCACCAAACUGCAUAUUUUUGCUCAGUUCGGGCUCUGGAUAAAAUUGAGAUGUUUUUUUUCUCCUCUAGUAUGAGCUCCAUAUUCUCACUAUGUCAUACUAUAUGAGCCAUAAAAGCCUGAUGUAUCAAAUAUUAUACUAUGAUAAACAUCUAGGCCUAAUUCAUAAUUAUAAUAAUCAGACAAUGACAGAUAAAAAUAGACAAAUGAUGGAAACUUCGGUCUGUGAUGGGAAAUUGUUUGCAGCGCUACUUCUGUGUGUCCUGCACUCAAUCAUCUCUGUGGGACAAUGUGAAGCUCUGCGUGUGUCUGAAGGUCAGUGAGGGAGUUUCUCUCUCAUUGCCAAUAUGUUUGUUUGUUUUUUUUUGUUCAAGUUUAUCCUCUUAACACUGGUUCAUUUAUGCACUUAAGUUGCAGAAUACAUUUCACACUUAAGAAUAUUUGAAGCAAGCAUAUUCUUGCAGCUUAAGUUCACUAAAACAGUCAGGAAGUCAUUAACAUUUCUUUUUAUUUUUGUAAAAUGGGUGUCCUUGCACUAACAAAUUAGAGAGCAUUUCUUAUUCAGAUGUUUAUCUUUCACAAACAAUUUCUGAUUAAAGAGAAAAACGUACCGUGACAGUAUUUUUCUGUAAUGUAUGGACUAAUCAGAAGCUUGUUUGCUGCAGGUUGUUGUAAAUAUCGGAGUGAUAUUUUAGCACUUUUACAAUGCCAACACAGCUGGAUGGUGUAACACUCUGUAACACACUAUGUAGCACUCGUAUGUAAUUGUACUUCACUAAAAGUGAUUUUAACAUUGUUAUGUCUCUAUUUUCUUUUAAGGUCAGCCUGAUGUAGUUCUUACAAUCACAAUGCAUUUCAAAUGUUUUCAUGCUUAAAAGAAGGGCGAGAGUGUACUGGAGGUGUGAUAAUAUUAAUAAUGACAGUCGUUUAGGCUCUGUGUCAUUUACUUGAUGCUCCAGCAAUAAGAACAAACAUUUUCAAUAAAUUAUUUCUCAACA
Ctenopharyngodon idella (grass carp) is the source of this 4230-nucleotide messenger RNA. RefSeq names its product tetraspanin 5a (gene tspan5a). Gene Ontology annotation, biological process: regulation of vascular endothelial growth factor signaling pathway; protein localization to plasma membrane; protein maturation. The record is from RefSeq and is a predicted model, not a curated record. Lineage: Eukaryota; Metazoa; Chordata; Actinopteri; Cypriniformes; Xenocyprididae. Gene Ontology annotation, cellular component: membrane. The coding region runs from base 270 to 1148 and encodes 292 amino acids. The transcript is spliced from 11 exons.